CUCAAGGGCUAUCUCCAUUCUACAGUUACUUCAAAUCAGGAACUUCAGAUAUGCCUGAGGCAAGAGCUCACCUAUAGAACUCUUACAGGAAAGUAUGAAAACUAAUUAGGGAUCUUAUUGUCCUGUGGUUAAUCAAUGCAAAAGAGACUUCCAGGAAAUCCAUAUUUUUCCUUUGGUUUGGACCAUUGAAAUUAGAGAAUUCAUUUACUAAGACGUUGACUGGAUGUUGCAAGCUUGUAAAAUGGAAGGAUUCUCCCUCAUUUCCCCUCCCUCUGAAGAUCUGAUACCCUAUGACUCAGACCUCUUCAGACAGUCCCAUGACAGUUACCAGUAUCUCAACAGUGAUACAGACAGUCAUGGUGGUGAAUUGCUUUUAUGUCCAUCAGAGCACUACUGGGAAUAUCACCCACACCACCUGCAUCCUGAGUUUGAGAGCUUUGGGGACAACCACUUUGCAGAGCUCCAAAGCGUACAGGCGCCACAGCUGCAGCAGCUCUACCGGCAUAUGGAGAUUGAACAGAUGCAUGUUCUAGACUCUGGGAUUCCUACCACACAUAUUGGUCUCAAUCACCAGGUUACCUAUGUGCCUCGCAUGUGUGUGCAAUUUCCCUCUCCACACCACCGCAGUUCUGAUGAAGAAGAUCUAGAGAGACGCAGCCCCCCAUUGGAAGUAUCAGAUGGAGAAAAUGAUGUUAGUGAGCCUGGUCCUGGAAUGAUGGGUGGAGAAGCAGGGAGUAAGAAGAAAAUUAGACUUUACCAGUUUCUUCUGGACCUGCUUCGGAGUGGAGAUAUGAAGGAUAGCAUCUGGUGGGUGGACAAGGAGAAAGGCACUUUUCAAUUCUCUUCCAAACACAAAGAGGCAUUGGCUCAUCGCUGGGGCAUCCAGAAAGGCAAUCGCAAGAAAAUGACCUACCAAAAAAUGGCACGGGCUUUGAGAAACUACGGCAAGACUGGGGAAGUCAAAAAAGUUAAGAAGAAGUUGACAUACCAGUUUAGCGGAGAGGUGAUGGGAAGGGGAGGCAUAGAGAGAAAGCACUAUUCUCUUUGAGCAUAGAUCCUGGAAUCCUGAAAAGCCAAGCUAUAAAGACACAUUGGUUGGACUUAAGAACUGCUGAGCAUAUCUUUUACUAUGCUUCCCACGCCCACAUCCCUGUCUUGUUGAGGCUUUUCAAUGUCCAGUGUUUCUGGUACGAAUUUCCUUCUUCAGCUUUCAAAUUCUUACAGAAUUCUUUGCUUCCACCCGUCAAGCUGGACAUAGUAAGAGUUUUUUUAAUGUAUAGAUUUAUUAUUUUCAGAGAAGAUUUUAUUGUGUUGUAAUUAAGAUAGGCAACUGAUACAGUUUGUUGUCCUUCACAGACCGUACUGUUUUACCUUUGGAGACUACCUUAGCUUACAACUUUUAGACUAGCAUUAAUUCAGGCUCUGCUAAACCUCUCCAUGGCUACCGAGAAGUUUGCAGAUCUUGGAAACUAUAUCUGUUUAAAUAUUAAUAGCAUGUAUAUAUUUAAUAAAAUCUGGAGUAAUGUAAA
This is a messenger RNA of Sphaerodactylus townsendi, 1529 nucleotides long. It is a transcript of the gene SPI1, whose product is annotated as Spi-1 proto-oncogene. NCBI's taxonomy places the organism in Eukaryota, Metazoa, Chordata, Lepidosauria, Squamata, Sphaerodactylidae. Gene Ontology annotation, molecular function: DNA-binding transcription factor activity, RNA polymerase II-specific; sequence-specific DNA binding. The record is from RefSeq and is a predicted model, not a curated record. Gene Ontology annotation, biological process: cell differentiation; regulation of transcription by RNA polymerase II. Gene Ontology annotation, cellular component: nucleus. Bases 224 to 1048 code for a protein of 274 amino acids. The transcript has 5 exons.